Messenger RNA from Chiloscyllium plagiosum (whitespotted bambooshark), 3052 nucleotides. NCBI's taxonomy places the organism in Eukaryota, Metazoa, Chordata, Chondrichthyes, Orectolobiformes, Hemiscylliidae. The record is from RefSeq and is a predicted model, not a curated record.
CUCAGCAAUGUCUCGAUGGAACAUGCUCUAACCCCCAUCUCUUGUCUUAUCAGUUUGUACCCUCCCAUAACCUCCGACCCCAUUCGGCAGGAGUAUAAGCGGGAGUUUGACAAUGACCAUCGGGAAUAUAAACAGCUUUGUGCUGAAAUGGAUGAAAUUAACAAUCAGAUCAAUUUCCUGAGCAAGCGGUUGGACGUCUUGACUGAGGAUGACCCCAGCUAUGAGGGAGUUGCUGAGGAAUACAACAGAUUAAAAGACUACAAGAAGACGUCCGAGUAUCAGAGUAAACGACUGCAGAGCAAGCGCCUGAAGAGGAAGCUGUCCCACAUUAAGAGGAUGGUCAGCGAGUAUGACCGCCAGCGAGAUUGAGAUUCAGAGAGGACACAUCAUUCUUCAACCCUUUCUGUCUUUUCUCCUUCUCCAAUCUCCCAACCCCUAUCCACAGCCUACAAUGUGAAAACUCGGAAAAUCCUGCACAGCUUGGUGUAUAUUCCAAACUCCCACCAGAUACUGUUGGGGGAAAAUGAUCAGGACUGGGAUGUGACAGUAUUCACAGUGAGACAGAGCCAACACCAAACCUGCAGCAGGGGAAGGCUGAUUAACACUGACUCCACUCCUACAUCUUGUUUCUAGACAGCUUUGCUCUGAGUGGCUGAGAAUCUAUAAUCUAUAUCCAAUACCUGGUCAAUCAAAGAACUGGCAGUUGACAUAAGACUGAAAGGAAACAUGAGAGGAGCCUCCGACAGCUUUAGCCAGAGUGUUCAAUCCAAUGGAAGAAACAGCACAUGGGCCAUUCAAUCCUUGCUAUGCAACAAGCAUCAAAAGAUUAAUAUGUUACAUCUCUCCCCAUCUGCACAACAACAGUAUGCAUUUAUAUAGUGCCUUUAACAUCAUAAACUGUCUUUGGUGGCUUCAUGGUGGAGUUGCCAGACCACAGAAGGAGAUAUUUAAGAAGGGGGACGAAAAGCUCAGUCAAAGGGAGAGUUUUUAUGAGUUUUGUUUUUAAAGGUGGAGAGAGAGAGAGAGAGAGAGAGCAGAAAUUUUAGGACUGGCAUUGCAGAGCAUUGGCCCAGAGCAAUGAAUCCUGGCCAUGGAUGGGGAAGUGGUGGGAUUUGGGGAUUGUCAGGGAACCAGAAUUAAAGCAGUGAGAAACCUCAAAGGAUUGUUGUGUUGGUGAGGUCAGGACGGAAUUCAGAAAUUAGUGAGACGUUUCAAUUCAAAUCAUUGUUGGAGAAGGAGUCAGUGAAUGUCAGAGAGCAUGUAUAAUGGGUGAACUGGACAUGCUGUUAAAGGUUAAAGUCAUGAGCUCAGGUUUAUACAGGGUGGAAGAUGGAUAUAUAGGAUAAUAGGGUAGGGGGGGAAUGGGUCAGGAUAGGUUACCCUUCAGAAGAUUGGUAUGGAUGAGUUGGGCCAAAGGGCCUGUUUCCACACUGUAGAGAUUCUAUGGGAGAAUUGGAACAGUUAUAUCUAAAGGUGACAGGAGGUAGAAACAAUUGCAUCAGCAGGAGAUGAGCUAAGAAAUGUUGAAUGUAAGCGAUGUGGUGGAAGUUUUGACAAUGGAGAUUACCUGGAGAGGGGACAAUGUGGAUGGUCUCCUAGCAGGUGUCAUUCAGAUGUGGAAGUUCUGAACGUCCUGACUUAACCACAGACAGACAGUAUGGAAAGGGAUGGAAUCAGAGGAGAGGGAAUGGAGUUUACAACGGGGACCAAGAACCAUAGCUUUGGUUUUCCCAGUUGAAUAGAUGAGUGGUCCAUUCCCCAGUGGUCAGGCCAAAGAGUUCCUGUAGAAGCUGAACCCAGAUGAAUCUAUGUAGAUUGUGGACAGAAUGAUACCUGACUUGCACUAGAGUAUCAUGAUUGUCCAUGUUGGAAGCUGUUCCCUGAAUCUUUACAAUCAGAAUAAUUCCAUCGAUCUCUCACCAGAACUUUACUGCCAAUGAUAUGGGACAAUUAUGUUGCAUAGUUUUUAUUGAUUCUCCAGCUUUUAUUUGCUCUUGUAUUAUUUGCAUUGCAAUAAGUAACAAAAGCUAGAAUUUUAGAAAUAAUUAUAAAUUUAAUUCAAUAAUUGAAUUGCAUUGAGCUAGAAUAAGGCCACCUUGGAGCAAAGACAAGUCAGUCCUUUCUCUGUUUUUAUAUAUACACUCACUGACUAAUUCUGUAUAAAUCCCGUGGAGUCUAAGCGGUUGGAAAGGGCAGUUCUUAGAUUGUCUUAUUGGUAAUAAAUCCCAAAUCGAAACACUCCGAUCAUUUUGUGUUAGCAGAUGAGCUAAGGAAUUAAUGGGAACAGGAGAUUAAAUUACAUACAUUUCUCCUAAAAUUCCAUGAUAAUAGUUUGGAAAAUGUGGCCACUACCUAAUGAUUGAUGGACAUAAGCCAUUCACUACAUUUAGACUAAGUGACAGGCUUUCUGUGGGGUUUUGCAUUGGGAUAUGUUACAGAACAGAAAGAAUCCUGAGCUCUGUAAAGGCUUUUUUUAUGAACAGGGCUAGCAACAAUAUGUCUCCUUAAUCAAUCUGACUGAAGAAUUGUUAAUGAACUGAACAGAGAUUGAACCAGGAAGUGUCUGGUAAAUUAUUAAAAUCUAAUGCCAUCAUCCGUUCUGGAAAGUGAAAUAAAUAGAGGAAAAGAAAAGUAGAACUAAGAGACUGAGGCAGAAAAAGAUUUUAUUUCAAAACAUUUUCUUAAAAUCACCAAAAAUGAUCUAAAUCUGAAGGAAUGAGACUUCACAUGUAAAAGUUAGAUUUCUCUUUAACAGUAGACAGCACAGAUCCUCUUAACCGUUUCCCUGUACAGAAUAUGACCCAAUUUUCAGAUGUUAGCCCAUUUUAAUGCUCAGUUCCAUAUUUGCUGUGUUGUGAGUUUAAGACUCAAGAACACUCAAAGACAUGUCCAAUGAUUUAUUGCAAUGCUUUGAUUAUCUACAACAUUUGUACAGCAAACACUCCCAAUUAUUGUAAAGUCAUGUUUUAAUCCAUUUCUGCAUAUUAUGAAAUUCUUAAGUCUUUUGUAUUUUUGAAUGAAUUGUAUCAUAAAUGUUUUAACACUAAUCUCA